AUGUUGCCCUACACGGUCAAUUUCAAGGUGUCGGCUCGCACCCUCACGGGGGCCCUCAGCGCCCACAACAAGUCGGCAGUGGACUGGGGCUGGCAAGGUUUAAUUGCUUAUGGAUGUCAUUCGCUUGUGGUUGUGAGCGAUUCCAACACUGCCCAGACUCUCCAAGUUCUAGAGAAGCAUAAAGCUGAUGUUGUCAAGGUUAAAUGGGCCAGAGAGAAUUAUCACCAUAACAUUGGCUCUCCCUACUCGUUGCGCUUAGCCUCUGCUGACGUCAGCGGGAAGAUCCUGGUUUGGGAUGUGGCCGCGGGAGUAGCUCAGUGUGAGAUCCAAGAACACACCAAGCCCAUCCAGGACUUGCAAUGGCUGUGGAAUCAGGAUGCUUCCCGGGAUUUGCUGCUCGCCAUCCACCCUCCGAAUUACAUUGUGCUGUGGAAUGCAGACACUGGCACCAAGCUUUGGAAGAAGAGCUAUGCAGAUAACAUCCUUUCGUUUUCUUUUGACCCUUUUGAUCCCUCACACCUAACACUGCUCACCAGUGAGGGUAUUAUAUUCAUCUCUGACUUCUCUCCAUCCAAGCCGCCUUCUGGCCCUGGAAAGAAAGUGUACAUCUCCAGCCCGCACUCCAGCCCAGCUCAUAACAAGCAAGCUGCAGCCACCGGGGCCAAGAAGGCACUUAAUAAAGUGAAAGUUUUGAUCACUCAGGAGAAACCUAGUGCUGACUUUGUGACCCUGAAUGAUUGCCUUCAGUUGGCAUAUCUCCCUUCCAAGAGGAAUCACAUGCUAUUACUCUACCCUCGGGAGAUUCUGAUCCUUGAUCUCGAGGUGAAUCAGACAGUGGGUGUGAUUGCCAUCGAGCGAACAGGAGUUCCAUUUCUCCAGGUAAUACCCUGCUUUCAGCGUGAUGGUUUAUUUUGCCUACAUGAAAAUGGUUGCAUAACCUUACGUGUUCGAAGAUCUUACAGUAGUGUUUUCAGCACUUCAAAUGAUGAGCCAGAUCCAGAUCCUGUCCAGGAGCUGACCUAUGACCUUCGCAGCCAGUGUGAUGCCAUCAGAGUGACAAAAACGGUGCGUCCAUUCAGUAUGGUGUGCUGUCCUGUCAAUGAGAAUGCAGCCGCGCUCAUCGUGAGUGACGGCAGGGUCAUGAUGUGGGAGCUGAAGUCCACUGUCUGUAACCCCAGCUCCCGGAGCAGUAGUUCUGGUGUGUCACCCUUGUAUUCCCCAGUGUCCUUCUGUGGAAUUCCUGUAAGAGUUCUACACAAUAAGCUCCCGGACCUCUCCUUAGAUAACAUGAUUGGGCAAAGUGCAGUUGCUGGAGAAGAACACCCCAAAGGCUCCAUUCUGCAGGAGGUGCAUCUCAAGUUCCUCCUCACCGGGCUGCUGUCGGGACUGCCCCUGCCACCGUUUGCUAUCCGCAUGUGCCCACCGCUGACCACCAAAAACAUCAAGAUGUACCAGCCCCUGCUUGCUGUUGGCACAAGUAACGGCUCGGUCCUGGUGUAUCACCUCACCAGCGGGCUGCUGCACAAGGAGCUGAGCGGCCACUCGUGUGAAGUCAAAGGAAUCGAAUGGUCAAGCCUGACCGGUUUUCUGUCGUUUGCCACCUCAACACCAAACAAUAUGGGACUCGUGAGAAAUGAACUCCAACUCGUGGAUCUUCCAACAGGUAGAAGCAUUGCUUUCAGAGGUGACCGAGGCAAUGACGAGUCGCCCAUCGAGAUGAUUAAAGUGUCUCAUUUGAAGCAGUAUCUGGCAGUUGUCUUCAAAGAUAAACCCCUGGAAUUGUGGGAUAUUAGGACUUGUACCCUCCUUAGAGAGAUGUCCAAAAAUUUCCCUUCAAUAACUGCGUUGGAGUGGUCACCAUCUCACAACCUGAAGAGCCUGCGGAAGAAGCAGCUGGCCACCCGGGAGGCCAUGGCCCGCCAGACCGUGGUCUCUGAUGCGGAGCUGAGCAUCGUGGAGUCGUCUGUCAUCAGCUUGCUACAGGAAGCUGAAAGUAAAUCUGAGCUGAGUCAGAACAUCUCUGCCCGGGAGCAUUUUGUGUUCACGGAUAAUGACGGCCAGGUCUACCACCUGACCGUGGAGGGCAACUCGGUGAAGGACAGUGCACGGAUCCCUCCAGAUGGCAGUAUGGGCAGUAUUACCUGCAUCGCUUGGAAAGGUGACACCUUAGUUCUUGGUGACGUCGAUGGAAAUUUAAAUUUUUGGGAUUUGAAAGGCAGAGUAUCGAGAGGGGUACCUACGCACCGCAGUUGGGUGAGGAAGAUCCGCUUCGCCCCUGGCAAAGGAAACCAAAAACUGAUAGCGAUGUACAACGAUGGAGCCGAAGUGUGGGACACCAGAGAGGUUCAGAUGGUGAGCAGUUUAAGGAGCGGGAGAAAUGUGACUUUCCGGAUACUGGACGUGGACUGGUGUACGUCAGAUAAAGUGAUCUUGGCGUCAGAUGAUGGCUGUAUCCGGAUCCUGGAGAUGUCCAUGAAGUCCACGUGUUUCAGGAUGGAUGAGCAGGAGUUAGUCGAGCCCGUGUGGUGCCCGUACAUACUUGUCCCCAGGGCCUCGCUGGCCUUGAAAGCCUUCUUACUACACCAGCCGUGGAGUGGACAGUACUCUCUGGACAUUUAUCAAGUUGAUUAUCCGGAAAAUGAAGAAAUAAAGGACCUCCUUCAAGAGCAGUUGAAUUCAUUGUCCAAUGACGUAAAGACGCUCCUACUUGACCCGGCCUUCACCCUCCUGCAGAGGUGCCUGCUUGUUUCAAGGCUGUACGGUGAUGAGUCGGAGCUACACUUCUGGACCGUGGCGGCCCACUACCUGCACAGCUUCUCCCAGGAGAGGUCCUCAGCGGGAGAGGCGGCUCAGGGCAGAGUGCACAACCCCCUCGAUAUAUGCUACGAUGUCCUCUGUGAGAGUGCCUACUUCCAGAAACUUCAGCUGGAAAGGGUUAAUCUACAGGAAGUAAAGCGGUCGACCUAUGAUCACACUCGGAAGUGUACGGACCAGCUCCUUCUCCUGGGACAAACAGACCGCGCUGUGCAGCUGCUGCUGGAGACGAGUGCAGACAACCCCCACUACUACUGUGACUCGUUGAAAGCCUGCCUGGUCACCACCGUCACCUCGUCCGGCCCCUCGCAGAGCACCAUCAAGCUGGUGGCCACCAACAUGAUCGCCAAUGGCAAGCUGGCAGAGGGCGUGCAGCUACUCUGCCUGAUCGACAAGGCUGCCGACGCCUGCCGCUACCUGCAGACGUACGGGGAGUGGAACCGGGCGGCCUGGCUUGCGAAGGUCCGUUUAAACUCUGAAGAGUGUGCAGAUGUCCUGAAGCGCUGGGUGGACCAUCUGUGCUCUCCACAAGUCAACCAGAAGUCCAGGGCCCUCCUGGUCCUCCUUUCCCUGGGCUGCUUUUCCACUGUGGCCGAGACGCUGCACAGCAUGAGGUACUUUGACCGAGCGGCCUUGUUCGUGGAAGCGUGUCUCAAGUACGGCACCAUGGAAGUCACUGAAGAGACCGAGAAGCUCAUCUGUGCUGUGUAUGCAGAUUACGCCCGGAGCCUCAAGAACCUGGGCUUCAAAGCAGGAGCUGUUCUUUUUGCUUCAAAAGCCGGAGCCGCUGGCAGAGAUUUAUUGAAUGAACUUGAAUGCCCUUUGGAAGAACUGGCAGAAGAGUGA
Elephantulus edwardii (Cape elephant shrew) is the source of this 3660-nucleotide messenger RNA. RefSeq names its product WD repeat domain 11 (gene WDR11). The transcript is spliced from 29 exons. Lineage: Eukaryota; Metazoa; Chordata; Mammalia; Macroscelidea; Macroscelididae. Gene Ontology annotation, molecular function: protein binding. Bases 1 to 3660 code for a protein of 1219 amino acids. Gene Ontology annotation, cellular component: cytoplasm. The record is from RefSeq and is a predicted model, not a curated record.